Molecule: messenger RNA, 1014 nt
Organism: Staurois parvus
Lineage: Eukaryota; Metazoa; Chordata; Amphibia; Anura; Ranidae
Source: the annotation of a GenBank genome assembly
AUGCCGUUGUUAUCCAUGCUGCCUUUGGUUUUAGCUCUGUCUUUUCCACAUUUGGCUCUGUCUGCCCCAAGACUUUCGGACCUAGAAAUUUGCCAAAUAGACAAUGCUAAACUGCAGCACCGGAUUCAGAUUUUGGAAAACAUGCUGGAGCUGGGGAAACUUCAGCUGAAGGACCUCAAAGAAAACAAUUAUCACUCAAUCAAAAGCAAAGUGUAUAAAAACAGCCUGACCAAAAGCCUACUGGAGGAUGUCCAGCUGCCCUCUACCUCUGGGAACCUUAUUGUUUAUAAUAAAGAUUGUUCAGCAGUAUUUGAGAGUGGAAGAAAAGAAAAUGGCUAUUAUCGCAUACUACCCAAACCACUCACUGAACCAGUCACUGUUUUCUGUGACAUGUCUGAUGGAGGGGGGUGGACCGUUAUUCAACGUCGCAGCAAUGGCAAAGUCAGUUUUAACAGGAAAUGGCAGGAGUAUAAAGAAGGGUUCGGCCUCUUUAAGCACAGGAAUGAUGAACAUUGGUUGGGAAAUGAUCGUAUUUAUCAUUUGUUGGAAUCAAGGGAAAUGACACUACAGAUUGAUCUUAUGGACUGGCAGGGGAAAACCAGGCAAGCCAUCUAUGACAGCUUCAGAAUUACAAAUGAAGAGGAUAAUUACAAGCUUUGGCUAGGAUAUUAUUCUGGGAAUGCAGGAGAUGCCCUAACUGGUGGGAAUACUUUUGAGCACCAAUGGUCUGCUUCACUCAGAGGAAUGCCCUUCAGCACUCCGGACAAGGAUAAUGACCGCUUUAUCAAAGGCAGCUGUGCCAUCGAGAACAAAUGUGGCUGGUGGUUUAACAGGUGCCAUGUGGCCAAUUUAAAUGGUGUGUAUUAUAGAAAAGGAAACUAUACCGGAACAUAUGACAACGGCAUUGUAUGGUCCACCUGGCAUGGCUUAUGGUACUCCUUAAAGUUUACGGCUAUGAAGAUAAGAAGUCCAUCGUUCCUCAGUGCUGGGAGUGGGGAUGGACUCAGUGGUUAA